GCUGCUCUUCUCUGUUCCUGAAGUAUCUUCUUCCACUGGAAACUGAUAAACCCAUUCAAUUAUCAUCAUCCUUUGGAACAAAGUUAGAACCACAAGUCAGGAUGAAGGCAUACUGGUACGACAACAAGCCGGGUGACCAGCGCGAACCCCACGACUCUGGCCGGCCUGUCUCCGAAGACUACCUCGCUUCUAUCGGAGUUUUCUACCGCUAUUGCCCUGAUAUCGAGUCUGUCAACGCUUUGGCCAAGAAGCGCGGAUAUAAGAACCGCGAUGAGGUGUGCGUUUCUCCACAGACCAUGGGCGACGUGUACGAGUCGAAGGUUAAGAUGUUCUUUGCUGAGCAUCUACACGAGGACGAGGAAAUCCGGUACAUCCGCGAUGGUGAGGGUUACUUUGAUGUUCGCGGUCAGGAGGAUGAAUGGGUCCGUAUCCAGCUCAGCAAGGAUGACCUAAUCAUCCUUCCUGCUGGUAUCUACCACCGAUUCACUACCGAUGAGAAGAACUAUGUCAAGGCUAUGCGCCUCUUCCAGGAAGAGCCUAAGUGGACACCUUUGAACCGUAGCGAAGAGGUUGAUACCAACCCCCAUCGGAAGACAUAUCUUGGAACUCUCAGCACAACUGCUGUGGCUGCAAACUAAAUGGUGUCUUGCUAGGUCAGGGCCAAAGCAUGGACAUUGGAAAGGCCCGGUGUGUUCUGUGAUCUACAUCUUUCCAGGUGAUUGGCAUGGCUACAUUUGACGAUUGAAUGUGUAUAUAUCAAAGCAAUGAGAUUCAUGACGAGCACUC
Messenger RNA from Aspergillus pseudotamarii, 786 nucleotides. Its product is annotated as acireductone dioxygenase (Ni2+-requiring). The record is from RefSeq and is a predicted model, not a curated record. The transcript has 3 exons. Gene Ontology annotation, molecular function: acireductone dioxygenase [iron(II)-requiring] activity. Bases 102 to 638 code for a protein of 178 amino acids. Lineage: Eukaryota; Fungi; Ascomycota; Eurotiomycetes; Eurotiales; Aspergillaceae.